Molecule: messenger RNA, 11377 nt
Organism: Astyanax mexicanus (Mexican tetra)
Lineage: Eukaryota; Metazoa; Chordata; Actinopteri; Characiformes; Acestrorhamphidae
Gene: tecpr2
Product: tectonin beta-propeller repeat containing 2
Exons: 20
Coding region: 232-4275 (1347 amino acids)
Molecular function (GO): protein binding
Source: RefSeq, a predicted model, not a curated record
AGGCAGCGCUGUGGUCGCGGUACUCGCUCACGCGCUGCGGGGAAGAAGAGCUGGGAAACGACAACAACAGCAGACAUGUCUGUUAUUUAUCCCGGUCAGAUGUUCUCACGCUGCUGUCAGUCGGAGAGUUUAACACCGGCGCUGCUGGGUUUUGUUCCGUGAGAGGAUACGCGGUUUUCCGCGGGGAGAGUCGCUGUGUACGCGCCAGGCUGUGCAGGCCAUCUCGCAGACAUGGCGAGCCACCCACCUUCCAUUCCCCUCAGGGAGUUCUGUCCCCUCUACUACCUGCUCAACGCCAUUCCUGCGAAGGUUCAGAAAGGUUUUCGCUCAGUCCUGGUCUAUCUCACAGCUCUUGACAGCAACAGUGACUUCAUAGCUGUGGGAAGCAGUAUUGGAAUGCUGUAUCUGUACUGCAGACGAGUGAGCCAGAUGAACAAGUACAACUUGGAGGGAAAAAGUGAAGCCAUCACUGUGGUGAAGUUGCUAAGCUGCUUUGACGAUCUUGUGGCAGUGGGUACAGCAUCUGGCAGGGUUGCCCUGUUUCAGCUUGUGUCACAGUUGCCAGGCAGGAACAAACAGCUGAGGCGGUUUGAUGUGGUCGGACUGCACAAGAGCACGAUUACAGCAUUAGCAUGGAGCGCUAAUGGCAUGAAGCUCUUCUCAGGCGAUGACAAAGGAAAAGUGGUCUACUCUGCUGUGGACCUGGACCAGGGUGUGUGUAACCCAGUGGUGCUGUUGGAGGAGCCGUCCGCUGUAGUUCAGCUGGAGUACAGUCAGAAAGUGCUUCUAGUUUCUACCUGUCAGCGCUCUCUCCUUUUCUACACUCAAGAGCAAUCUCUACAGCAGCUAGGCACCAAACCCAGAAAAAGCAAUGGCAAGUUUGGUGCUUGCUUCCAGCCUGGCCUGUGUAAGCAGAGUGACCUGCUGGUGUACGCAGCACGGCCUGGUUUGCGCCUCUGGAGGACGGACGUGCGAGGCCGUGUACAGGAGACCCAUGUCCUCAAGCCCCUCUUCAAUCAGGACGUGCCUCAGUUUGAGCUGUUUCCCCGGUCAGGCCCCACUGGUGCUUACCGGCCCACAGAAAGACAACUGGGCCUGGUCAGCUGCUUCCUGAAGGACGGCUGGGUGCUCAGCUGGAAUGAGUACAGUGUCUAUAUAGUGGACUGCACCAACCAGGUCAUUGUUGGUGGUCUGGAAAGCAGUGGAGACAUAGUUUCUGUGUCCUGCACAGAAAAUGAAAUCUUCAUUCUGAAAGGUGAUCGAGACAUCAUGCGGAUCUCCAAUUGCCCAGAGGGACUGGUCUCCAACAUGUCGGAUCUCUCUUUGCGCAUAACCUCCCCUCUUUCCACACCGACCAUCCUGCUCCCCCCAAAUGGCGCUGUGGAAACGGCACAGCCAAUCAGGACCAUGCCCAUCAUUGUAGAGCGGGAGUCAGACCCCAGCCCUGUGGAGCGGGCCGAAGUCGAGGACUCUGAGGAGGUGCAUGAGGAGUUUAGCCAGGCGCUGGAGGCUCUGGAGGUGGGCGAGGAGAUGGAGGGCCAGCAGAGGGUGUUUGUGGACAUGAGGAGCCGAAGUAGUUCAGUCACUUCAUGGGAAAGUGCUCAGGGUGUCUUCACAGCCAGCACCCCAGCCACAGAGGCCUCGGAGCUGUCCUCCAGCCGCUACAGCGCCAUCACCCAGGAGGACUUUCAGCAGGAGCUGGUGGUCAAGCAAGUCAAGCUGAAAAAGAAGGGCAAGAGGAGAAGGCAAGAGAGUGGAAACCGUGUGAACGAGCGCAGCAGCUGGUCAGAGGGCAUGUUUAGCCAUGACGGGAUGGCCAGCGACGCUCUGGCCACCCCCCUUAGCGAACCCCCCUCGGACCGCACCAGCCUCCUAUGUAGCAGUCUGGACCUUCACAGCAACGGCUCCCCUGAUCAGGAGGGCUCCAUCUGUGGAGAGACGCUUCUGACGCCGAACCUUCCGGACCUGCUUCAGAGGCAGGAACAGAACGAGAACCAGGACCAAGAACCGGGAGCGCAUCUCUCCUUUCCGACAUCUCUUCCUCUACAGGAGAUGGAGUGCCAGACUUACGCCGAGAGUGAAGCACAGAUAGCAGCUACACCGGAUGUGGAUAUACUCCUGGAAUGCACGUUCUCGUACGUUCAGGCAGCUGAGGAGAAAUCUGUGAUGGAGGAGGAUGCUAAGGAUGAUGCUGGACUCCUGCAGCAGGAUUUGCACAGAGACUUUGACUUGGACUUACCGUAUGACCCUAUCAGGCCUCUGGCCUGCUCACCAGAGCCAGAACAUGAACCAUCUCCCUCUAGUGAUGAGGAGGAUAUUUAUGCACAUGGUGUGCCUUCCAGUGCUAGUGUAGGGGACGGACUUAGCACUCUCACCCUUCAGGGUUGUGCCUCUAAUCGUGCAGAGCAGGAAGAGGCACGGCUUCUUAAAGAUCAGCUGGCUGAGAGUUGGAUGGGCUAUAGCGGACCGGGCUGUGGCAUCCUCAGCCUGGUGGUAACAGACCGGCACGUCUGGUGUCUGGAUUUUAAAGGAGGUCUGUACUGUAGUGGCCUCCCCAACGGCGGUCUGAGCUGGCAGAAGUUUGAGGAAAAUGUCCAGCAGGUGGCGCUGUCCCCCUCAGGCUCAUUACUGUGGAAAGUUGAACAGAAGACCAUGACGGCCUACGCCUGUGGUAAAGUCACCAUCAAGGGCAAGAGACAUUGGUAUAAAGCUCUGGAUGAGACCGCCUUCGUGGCUCUGAGUGAUGACACAGCCUGGAUCAUCCGAACCAGUGGAGACCUUUAUCUGCAGACAGGGCUGAGCGUGGACCGUCCAUGUGCGAGGGCAGUAAAAGUGGACUGCCCCUGCCCCAUGGCUCAGAUGGCAGCACGGGGCAGUGUCGUGUGGGCCCUCAGUGAGCAGAGGGCUUUGUUCUACAGAGAAGGUCUUAGCAGCUACUGCGCAGAAGGCGAGCAAUGGAAAUAUGACAAAGUCAGUGAGAAUCAGGGACUGGAGCCCAUCUGCAUUGCCUUGGGUGAGAACAACACGCUGUGGGCUUUGGACACCAUCGGCAGUCUGUGGUUCAGAACAGGGAUUACCACUAAGAAACCUCAGGGCGAGGAUGAGCACUGGUGGCAGGUGAGUAUCACAGACUACGUGGUGUUUGAGCAGAGCGGCCUCUUCCAGACGCUGAUCCAGGCCACACAGAGCGUCGCAACAGCCACCAAGGCCCCCGUGGAGCGCGUAGCAGAGCGCCUACGCGUGGCCUUCCUCUCCCAGCAGUCCCAGUGCCAACCCAGCCUGGUCAGUGCCAACAACAGCGGGGUGUGGAUCGCCUCGGGACGCAAUGACUUCCAUGUAGCUAAGGGCAGCCUUGUUGGGACAUUUUGGAGGACUAUCGUUCCCAGAGGAACAGCAUCUGCUACUAAAUGGGCAUUUGUGUUUUCAUCAGCAGUUCCAGGCAAAGAAGGCAGUUUUCUAUGGCUCGGACAGAGCAGGAAAGACCUGUUCUGCAUUUGGGACCAAGACCUCCAGAUGCGCCCCCUCACAGUCCAGCUUCCCCCCGACCUGGAGAUGGUUCAGCUCUCUGCGUGCCGGGACGCACUCUGGGGCCUGGACAACCACGGCCGCGUCCACAUCCGCACCCUGUCUCCCAGCUGCCCCACUGGCAUGCACUGGACGCCCCUGGACCUCAGCCAGCUUGGCCGUUUGAGGCUGAUCAGCUUCUCAUGCGGCAGUCAGAAUGUGUGGGCGUGUGACACCAGUGGCAUGGUGCAUUUCCGAGUGGGAACACAACCUCUGAAUCCCAGCAUGAUGCUCCCUGCCUGGAUCUGCAUUGAGCCGCCUGAGCAGCCUGUUGGUGUGCACUUGGUGAGAGUUCAGACGAGUCCUAACGACCGGAUGCUGUGGGCUCUAGACAGCCGGGGGAACGUUCACGUGCGCACAGGAAUCACAGAGGAGAUGCCAGUAGGGACAGCCUGGGAGCACAUACCUGGGCUCCAGGCCAGUCAGCUGGUGCUGAGCACAAGAACUGCCUGGGUACGCUGUCAUAACGGUGAGGUAGCGCGACGGUACGGGAUUUCUGAAAAGAACCCAGCUGGAGACUACUGGAAGAAGGUGCCAGGUCUGGUGAACUGGCUCGCAGUGACUCCUCUGGAUGAGCUGUGGGCGGUAACUCCAGCCGGUGUUCUUACACAGCGGCUCACUAAAACCCUGCCUCACAACGCCGGCAAAAAUCACGGCAACACCGGCUCUCUCAGCGGGGAGGAGCUUGAAGAGGAGUGGGAGGUGAUUUAGGCCAUCUAUUGAAACGAUUCAUUCUUAGCUGUUCUUGUACAGACGGUUGUUUUAUUCACUAGUGGGCACUUUACUUCUUUUGUUUUUAACCCGUGUACAGACGUGAAAAAGGGAUCGGGUGCACAGAGUGUACAGAUCUGUAUUGGAACUGUGGAAAGUGGAAUUUAGCAGGACAGGCUCAACAGGGUCGGUUGUUUUGCUUUUUCAAUGCACCUUGUAACCAGAAUCCACAAUCUUUUUAUGUUAUUACAUUUUAUUAAUCAACCCCCUAUUUAUUUUUUUAAUGUAAGCUAACAGGAUCAAUUGUUUUAUGAGUUUUAAAAAGCUGAAAAGAUGUGGUCAGUACCCUGGUGCACUUAGUGAAACGUUUAAUGUGAAAGGACCUCUUAUAAAUAUUUGUUUAGAGAGAGUUUACAUAAUACCAUAGAUAAUACAAUACUACUACAACCUGGAUCCAUAUGUACCAGGCCAACCAAGGCCAAACCUUAUGACGAUUAGUUAUCAUCAUCUACCCCUAUUUAAUUGAUUAUAUGGAUAAGAAUUGUUGUUGUUGCAUUUUUCUGUUCCACCUUAAAUCAUGCAGCAGCCUCAGGUGAGAAAAUGUAACUUCUGCACCAUUUAAGGUGGAACAGGAAAUGUAGGAUUUUUGUUUCGGAUUGUUAUGAAGGAAAAGCUAUAAUUCAUUGAAACUACAUUAACCUAAGGUAAUUCAAUGUUAUCAGAAUUUUUAACAACGAAUAUACUACAUCUGUGGGUUUUUGGGUGCUUGUGCAGCCCACCCUGCUGGUGAUUUCUCAUAACCUUUCAUUUGCAGACCUGCCAACAUGUACGCAUUUCCACGUCCUUGUACGAUUUCAUGUUCUAUGGUACGCAUAUCGUUUGAUAUCACAUUUCUCCAUGUCGUCGCAAGUUUGUUUGCUGUGCGGGCGGCCGCAUCCGCUCGGCAAAGGUGCCAAUCUUCCAAGCUACCUAUCGCUACUUUCCUCCUCUUUAUUCUCUUCCAAACAGUCGAAAACCAUCACUGUGCUGAAGACUCUCAAGCACUAUCAAAAUCGCAAAAUUAUCUAUGAACCUUCAUAUCCUUUGUAUUAGGACAACCAUAAAAAGCAUAUGGCGUAGAAUAGGGGUGUAACGGUACGUGUAUUCUUUAUGAGCCGUCCCGGUAUGGAGGUCACAGUUCGGUUCGCGCAAACGCAGAAUACACGGUACGAGAUUUGUGGAACCAAUGAACAUAAUGCGGAACUAGAGUACAGAGAGCGUACGCAGAAACACAUAUUUUUAUCACAAAAAUGAAUGUACCGUAUUUUUCGGACUAUAAGGCGCACCGUAUUAUAAGACGCACUAUCAAAGAACGCCUAUUUUCUGCUAUUUUUCCAUACAUAGGGCGCAUCGCAUUAUAAGGCGCGUUAAGUGACACUAGAAAGGGUGCCUAUAUCAAAGUGAACAGGGGUGGCGCCAUGUUUCCCUUCCCCCACCGGGGGUGGUCGCUUGCCGGUGGAGCGUCUCAGUAUAUAUAAAUCUAGCUCUUUCAAAGUCAAACGAGUGCUGGAUAUUAAUCUACACAGAUUCCUCUCCUGAAAACUGUUUAUUUGGGUGAGUAACGUGCUUCAGUUUAUUUACAGUAAGCUUAGAUUUCCAGAUGUCCACUAAGGCUUGCUGCACCAGCGUUAGCAUAGCUAUCCGCUAGCACGCUAGCUAGUCACCUAAACUAGUAAAGUUAACCCAAACUUAAACGACAGUGUUACACUGAGUAAUCCUGCGUGUUCUGGUAAGACAGUGAGAUAUUAGCUAGCGAUUCGUCCCCCGUAGCUUGUUUUAACACUGUAAACAAGCAGAUUACAGGCUGAUAAAACUCACCUCUGAGAGAGUUAGCGCUUAGCAUCUAGCUAAUGCUAGCCAGGCAAAGCAGCACAGACUUACAGGCCGAUAACUCACCUCUGAACGGUGAACGCUUAGCGAUUAGCAUCUAACUCUAAUAAUACUGCUCCAGCAGUAUUAAAAGUGCUAAAUUUAGAAAAUACUGAUCUCUGAACAGUGAAAAAGCUAGCUAGCUAAGCGGUUAGCAUCUAGCUAAUGCUAUUGCUGCUCAGCCUCGGAGCUGCACGGCUCUGGACUCUGUAUAGCACUGAAACUCUCUAUAACGCUGCACGGAGUGUGUGUUUACUGCUCCUUACAACCUGACGAGUAAAAUCCAUACAAAAGGCGCACCGUAUUAUAAGACGCACUGUCAAUUUUUGUGAAAAUUAAAAGUUUUUAAGUGCGCCUUAUAGUCCGAAAAAUACGGUAAUUAAAUUUUGCCAAUCUAAUGCUGUUUUUUUUUUCAUUUAAAUACCCAGUAUUACCCAUUAAUUAACUAAAAACUUGUGAAAUCUGUUAAGUCUCAUGGUUUACACAUAUGUGUAGUGUUUGAUAUUUUCAGUUUUAAUUUUUUAUUGUUGGUGAUUUAAUUUAUUUAUUUUUUUUAAGUUUUAAGUAAAUAAAAAAUGUCUUAAACAUAUAGUUUAAAUUUAUUGAGCAACAAAUUAUUAUUCUUUUUAAAAAAGCGCACACUAGUACAAUAUAAGACUUUUACAAACACAUUUUUGGGUAAUACAAACUAUUGUUUCAAACUGUUGGAGAUCAAUCGGGAGUUCUGGUUUGUACUCAUAAAAUUAUUUCAAGUUUGGCAGGUCUGCAUUUGGAGUGUAUCUUUGAAAAAUCUCUAUCUCCAUUCACCCUACCCCUCUAUCUCACAACAAGAAUCCAACAAGUACUAAUAUGGUUUUGGGCCUCUUUAGGCUACGUUCACAUUACAAGCCAUAUUGCUCAAAUGUGAUUUUUUGUUUAGAUCUUGACGGUUCACAUUCACAAAUAUAAGUGAUUUGUAUCUGUGUGUAAUGUGAACGAAUCUGUCCCUGAAAUGUCUCAAAUGCUGUGUGUUGAUACCUGUAUAAACGUCUCUUCCUUCUUCACCAACAACAAAAAAAACUCAUAUUAGAAAGACGAGAGACUCGUAUCUUUAUAAAGGGAAAUGGAUGAGUUUGUUAGCAGCUCAUAUGUGGAGCAUCUUUUGCUGGACUGGAGAAACAGUAAACAGCUGAUCUAAAGUUCAUGCUCAGGUAGAGGAGGAGAAUAAAGGACAGGUGGUUUGCUUUUGCUGUUUUUUUGGGGGUUUUUUUGCAGCUAUAGCUGCACAGCUGCACCAAAAGAUGCAGUGUGGGUACGAGAGAGAAGCAUGCAGCGCUAAUGCUAAUGCUAAUACGUAAAAGCAAAAAGACACAUGAAUUCCAAAUGAUUUGACCGAUCACAUUCAUGUUGGAUGUCUAUGGAUUGCAUAUGUAUCUGAUUUAGGACCACAUAUGAAAGUGACUUGAAUUUGAUUUAAAUAAUUUGAAUUUGGCACGUUCACACAGCCAUGAAAAAAUCUGAUCUAAACCACAUUCAGCAAAAAAAUUAGUUUCGAGUCACUUCAGCCUGGUUAUGUGAACGUAGUCUAAGUCUAAGUUGGGCCUCAAAGUAAAAUGUUUUUAUAUGUAUAUAUAUAUAUAUAUAUAUAUAUAUAUACACACACACACACAUAUACAUACACAUAUGAUUGCUUUGCCAAGACUAAUUGCAUCAUUACUCUGAGAAACCUGCAAAAUAUGGGUACUGGUUUAUAUUAGAGGGUAUUUUCAGGGCUUUUAUUAAAGGGAUACAGACUGAAGUCUGACCUAUAGGGAAAGUAAGGGAAGUCCCUAAUAACACUAAUACAAGUUAAAUACUUGACGUGAGUGAAAUCAUGGUAGUCUUUGGCACAUAUCUGCACUUGUGUCAGAUAGAGAGCAUGGUCUCUUUUUUUUUUUUUUUUACCCCAUGUUCACUAAGGUAGCGUUAUGUACUGGAGUUUGUACGAUAAUAGAAAAUUUAGAUAUUGAGAAAUUCAUGAGUAGGAUCCAAGUCUUAACUUGUGAUAAUAGAGUCGAUUUUAUUAUUAAUCAUUACAAAAUCAGUAACAAUAUAUCAGCAGCUAUUAGAGAACAUGCUUAGGAGAAACAGUUACAGCACAUGAGGCCUUGUUCACGUCCUGGAAAUCGGCAUUCUGAUUUCAGCGUAUUGAAGAUCUACAGCCUGCAGAGCAACCGGAGACGUUAUCAUGGUGCUCGAUUAACCGCCUAGCUCGAUAGGUUUACUACAAACUAAAACAGCAUAUAGGACAAACUAUAACACCAAUCAGCUAAAUACAGCAUUUCCUGUGAUACAGAAGCAAAACGAGAAACAGCAUCAACUUUGGAAUAAGCUAAAAUGAAAGCUCUAUUAAUACAGGAACAAAUUGCUGGGGUGUCUGGUUAUUUGUACCAACUUUGAUUUGUCGGAAUAUAUUUAUAUAGUAUUAAUACCUGUUGAUCUUUUUCACAAUUUAUCACAUUACAACCACAAAUUUAAAUGUAUUUUAUCAAGUGUUAUUGUGAAGUAAUAAGUGAUGGACCAACACAAAGAAGCACCUUCUUCCACAUUUGCUGUAUUCUGUACAGUUUGCCUGUAGCAUACUACAAACAGCACUUCUUGUGUCUUUCUUUCAACAAUGGUUUUGUUCUUGCUACUUCCCACUUUUCCAUAAAGUGUAUGAAUUAUAGUUGCCCUGUGGACUGAUUCUUCCACAUGAGCUGUGAAUUUCUGCAGCUCCUCCAGAGUGACCAUGGGCCUCUUGGCUGCUUCUCUGACCAGUGCUCUCCUUGCUCGAUCUGUCAGUUGGGUGAACCAUGUCUUAGUAGGUUUGCAGGUAUAGAUUACUUUUUGCAUCUUUGGAUGAUGGAUUGAACAAUGCUACUUGGGAUGCUCAAAGCUUGGGAUAUGUUUUUCAUAACCUAAUGCUUUAAAAUUCUUCUCCACAACUUUAUCUCUGAACUGUCUGGUGAGUUCCUUGGUCUCUUCAUGAUGCUGUUUGUUCGCUAGUUCGCAAACACUAAAAAUAAAUUACACACAGCUGGAUUCUAUUAAAGAAUUAAUUGUUUUCUGAAGGGAAAUUGAUUGAACUGGAUUUUAUUUAUGGGUUUCGGAAUAAAGGGGUGCUGAAUAAGUUGGCACAUCACACUUUUCAGAUUUUUAUUUGAUUAAAUCACUUCUCACUGAUGUGCUAAUUUGUGUUGGUCUAUUAGUUAAAAUGAAUACAAAAAUAUGUAUUUAAGUUUGUGGUUGUAAGGUGACAAAAUGUGAAAGUUUAAUGGGCAUGAAUACUUUUGCAAGCCACUGUUUCCAUAGCUUGAUAUAUAGAACAUGUACAGCUCUGGGGAAAAAAUAAGAGACCACUUAACAAUGAGAAGUUUCUUUGAUUGAAAAUCUUUUGAAUAUAAUCAAGAGGAAGAUGGAUGAUCACAAGCCAUCAAACCAAACUGAACUGCUUGAAUUUUUGCACCAGGAGUAAAGCAGCAUAAAGUUAUUCAAAAGCAGUGUGUAAGACUGGUGGAGGAGAACAUGCCAAGACACAUUAAUUAUUUAAGGUCUAAAAGCUCUGCAUCUUUUUUGUUGUUUCAGCCAUUUCUCAUGUUCUGCAAAUAAAUGCUCUAAAUAAAUAUAUUUUUAUUUGGAGUUUGGGAGAAAUGUUGUCUGUAGUUUUUAGAAUAAAACAACACUGUUCAUUUUACUUAAACAUAAACCUAUAAAUAGCAAAAUCAGAGAAACUGAUUCAGAAACUGAAGUGUUCUCUUAAUUUUUUCCCAGAGCUGUAUAUUGAGCAGUAGAUGCAUAUGCAAAACCUAAAAAACAAAAUUGGACCCCUGUGACUACUUCUCUGUAUCACCUAAGCUUUUAUAGCUUACUUAAGCUUUUGUAGCUCCUCCCAAAUUUGAGCGUAGGACAUUCUGUCGUAGCUUUAGUGCACAGCCAUACACAAUUUAGCAUUUUGAUGUCUGCAUAUAAAUAAAUUUGUGUUUUUAUUUUCCCAUUAAUACAAAAAUAUUAAAAACCGUUUCGAAGAGUUUUUAGAGCUUUCAGACGUUUCCACACUUGAAAGCAUCUUCAAAAACUCUGUGAUCAUGUGAACGGAAGGCCGAAAAGAAGAGAAAACACAAAGUUCCUUAAAGUAGAGAGGCUUGUGCAUUCUUAGCUCUUCUGUUCAGUACUAAACAUUCCGUUUAUUUCAUUCUUCUUCUUUUUUUCAGUAGACUGUUGAUUAGUGCUGUUUAAAGAGUUUUAAAUACUCCGACACACAUUAAAGCUGCUUUGUUGAUAGAAGCUAUCAUCGUCCGUUAUCAGUGAACUGUAUUUUAUUGCUGGAUGCGCUGGAUUUUCAUGUAACUCGAUAUAGAGAAUGCAUCUUGCUAGUUAUUUAAUGACUAAGUGUAUCAUAGCUAAUUUAAUAUAACGUCAGAUUAAGGGUCCGACAACAGUUUCUUCCGAGCGUCUGACUUUGUGACUUUUGUGUCUGUGAAUUUCCCCCUUUACGUUUCUUACGACGGACACCUCAGAAAUGUCUUUAUGCAAUUAACCCACGGGAAUUAUCAGACCGAUGUGUUGAUAGUUUCUUUUAUUUGCUGUUUUUUUUUUCCUUUUACAUGUGAAACUUUGCCUUUAAGUCCGGGAGCUGCCCUGCUCCUCUUCUCCUCUGACCACAAUACUGUUGUUGGUGAGAGUAAAACACAGUAAAACUCGCAGCAGAGCAGUGUGUGACCUGUGUGGUUUGAAGGAAUGUUAUUAACCAUGCUUUAACCUCACUGUCUUCAUGCAUAAUCUGUACAAACGUCCAACAAUAAAAAGGUUUACAAAAAAAAAAAAGUGUUGUUUUUGGCUAUGUGUAGAGCUAGAGGCUCCAACUUCCAGAAAAGUACAUGGUUUUAUUUGUUUGUUUUGUUUGCCUCUGUUUUUUGUUUCAGACAAGUGUUUUAGUUUGUUUUGUUAUUUUGGUAUUGUUUUGUUGUAUUGUUUUGUUAUUUUGGUAUUGUUUUGUUGUUUUAUUUAGUUGUUUUGGUUUUGUUGUUUUGGUAUUGUUUUGUUGUUGUUGUGUUUUGCUUUUUGCUUCGUAUGCUACAGUUUAGGGAAUGUAAGUUGCAUGCAGGUGUGUAGAAAAGUACAGAAACUUAAAAACGUAUACCUGCUGAAGUAAAUGGAAAAUUAAAACAGCCAAAAUAAAGUAUUAUCAAUCAUC